CAUGCUCAUGGAUGUGCUAAAUUAAAGAAUGAUCCAGAUAUUCGGUUAUUACGUAAACGUGCAUGUAAAGCAGUGCUUGAGAAAGAGAAAGAAAAUGAAAUGUCCCCUGACGAUUUUGAAUUCUCUUGCCAGGAUAUUGUCAGAGAGGGUCAAGAUGCGGAGAGAAAGCUAAUUAGUUAUGUUGACUGGCUUGUGACCACAGUUAAUGAUGAUCUGCCUGAUGAGAACUGGACAGUACCAGAUCCACACCCUUCUGCUGUGAAAGCCACAUCAGUUGAUAAUCAUGAUGCUGAUUAUCACAGGUUAGUAAAUUCAGUAGAGAGGCACACCAGAUGCAGUCCAGCGUAUUGCCUGAAAAAGAAGAGGGUUGACCUGCCUGCAGAGUGCAGAUUUGGGUUCCCAAAACCAUUACAAGAGGAAACUGCGCUGAUUUAUGAGGUACGAGGUAAGAAAAAUAAAUCUGUACACUCAGAGUUGCAAACCAAGAGAAAUGAUGAGAGGCUGAAUUCACACAACAGGGUCAUGCUUGAGAAUUGGCGGGCCAAUGUGGAUUUACAGAAUGAUGACCAAGUGUCUUCUGCAAUCAAGAAAGCAAUGAUCCAAGUUGCUGGUGAUCGAGACAUGGCUGCUCAGGAGACUGCCCAUAUGUUACUCAGUUUGCCUUUGGUAGGCUGUACGUAUAGUUUUGUUACUGUUUCUUUAGAAAACAGUAGAAAGGUGAUCCUUGAUGCAGAAAAUCCACAAGAGGAAGUACUUCAGAAUUCUGUUCUUCAAGAUUAUGGAGAGCGGACAAAAGUGGAGAACAGAUUUUGCUAGAGACAAUGUAUUUGGGUAUUCUAUUGAAACAGAGAUGGUCCAUGCUGCACAGACAG
Molecule: messenger RNA, 872 nt
Organism: Dendronephthya gigantea
Lineage: Eukaryota; Metazoa; Cnidaria; Anthozoa; Malacalcyonacea; Nephtheidae
Exons: 4
Coding region: 100-816 (238 amino acids)
Source: RefSeq, a predicted model, not a curated record